AUGAUUACAAUUCGGCGUAGUGACAGCGCCAUCACGCUGAAGGGACCGACGGAAGAAGUCGCAAAGGUUCGCACUAUAAUGGAGGACAAGAUCCAGGAGCUGCUGCGCAGUGAGGAGGAGUUCCGGCAACGUCGCAGUAGUCGGUACCAGCAAGAGACGGAGGAGCAAGAAGACGAGGACAAGAAGACGAGCAGCGCUCGUGACGCUGAAGCUAGUGACGAGAACUCACAGCCCAACGCGCAGCAGCAACAGCGACAGCCAUCGAAGCGUGUGAGUCCUGUGGGCGGCACGCCGACCAUGGGAGAUGUCAAGCUGACCAAGAACCAGCGCCGACGUAUGCGUAAACGUGCUGAGAAUGAAAAGUCGGAUGUCUUGUCGAUGCUGGUGGGCAAUGGCCAGGGCGCUUCGACCACCAAGACGACGACGACGACUGGAAGCAACGGUGGAUACUACCACUCGUCGAGUGGGUACUCGCUGCGCUUGUGA
Phytophthora infestans T30-4 is the source of this 486-nucleotide messenger RNA. RefSeq lists its product as uncharacterized. The coding region runs from base 1 to 486 and encodes 161 amino acids. Lineage: Eukaryota; Oomycota; Peronosporomycetes; Peronosporales; Peronosporaceae. The transcript is spliced from 2 exons. The record is from RefSeq and is a predicted model, not a curated record.